Cavenderia fasciculata is the source of this 1416-nucleotide messenger RNA. RefSeq lists its product as uncharacterized. The coding region runs from base 1 to 1416 and encodes 471 amino acids. Lineage: Eukaryota; Evosea; Eumycetozoa; Acytosteliales; Cavenderiaceae. The record is from RefSeq and is a predicted model, not a curated record. The transcript is spliced from 3 exons.
AUGGUAAAGAUUAAAUCAGUUUCUAUUAUCUUUUUUGUUCUUGUUCUAGCAGUGUCCAUUAGUAUCCAGCUGGAAAAUAACAAAGAAUGUGGCAAACCAAUUGAUGAAUGUGGCAACGCUUUAAAAUGUUCUAGUUGUGAUUACUUGUCGUGUCCAGCUGGCUCACAUUGUCAAAUGAAGGAUGGAAAAGCUAGUUGUCGUAGGGAUGAUCCACCUCCACCUCCACCUCCUCCACCUCCAGUUUUGACAUGUGACGAUGUUAAAUGUGAACCUGGAGAGAUAUGCAUUGAAAUGGAAAGAGGUCCACUUUGUAUUCCAAACACUCCUCCAACAUCUGUUAGUCCAACUAGUGCAACCACCACUACUACUGGAUCUUUAACAACCACAUCCAUGACAACUGGUGUCUUGCCAACCACUUCUACUAUAACUACCACUUCGGCCUUUCCAACUACCACUACCAUGACAACCGGUGAUGUAUCAACUACUACAUCCAUGACCACUGGUGAUAUAUCUACUACCACCUCCAUGACAACUGGUGAUAUAUCAACUACAACCACUGACAUCCCAACUACUACCGAUAUAUCAACUACAACUGAUAUAUCAACAACAACUGAUAUAUCUACCACAUCAACAACAUCAGUAGAUCCAAGAUGUGAUGGUACAUUGUUUGCUACACAUAGAGUAGACUCUGUGACCACUAUGGUUUCAAUCAGUCCCCUUGAUUUACAGAGUACUGUGGUUAGAUUGUACCCUGACCGUGGUAUGGAUGCAAUGUCAUUCUAUCCCAAUGAAACAGUGAUCUAUGGAAUCCAAAAUGUUGAUCUAACAUCCUACAAUGCUCAAUCCAUCGUAGUAAUAGAUCCAAUAACAUACGAUGUCAUUGAAGAUCUUGGUGACCCAAGUGGUGUACUCUUUGGAACUGAAUGGUUAGUUGGAGCAGUUACUAGAGAUGGUAUCUAUGUAUUGGCAGAUAUAUAUAAUCAAAUUGUAGAGAUCGAUAUUACACAGAGACCACCUGUAUACAUUAGAUCGGUUACAAACAAUAUUCUAAAUUCGUUUGGUUGGUCGUCAUCGCCAAUCAUCGAAUCAGAUGGCAAGACUAUGAUCUAUGGAUACUCUGCAUACCUAGCAUCGGUCACUGUGUAUGAUGUUACAACGGGUCUGUCCAAGGUGUUGUUCCCAGUUCCCUUGGUUGGAAACACUCCAUGUAGUACAACCUUCCACGAGCGACCAUUCACCGAUCUCAUCAUGCUCUGUCACCACAGUAACUCUUUGCAAACACUCUACACCAUCAACCUUGAAACACAAGUAGCUACAAGACAAGGUGACGUUACUCCAUAUCCAGGUGCAAUGGAUUUAUUCUCAUGUCACCAAUGGAUUUUGGGAAGUGAGCUUGGUAUCAGUUGGUGGAAUUAG